UCUUAUCUGUGCUUGUGCUUGUGCUUGUGCUGGCUCCUGCUCAGCGACGGUCAUUCUCCACAGGCUUCUCUCGAUUGCUAGGGACGAUGCUUUCGGGGGACAUACCGCCGAAUCAAACCAUAUACAUAAAGAAUCUUAACGAAAAGGUCAAGAAAGAAGAAUUGAAGAGAUCCCUUUAUUGCCUCUUCUCUCAGUAUGGAAGAAUUCUGGAUGUUGUAGCCCUGAAGACCCCAAAGCUUAGAGGACAAGCAUGGGUCGCUUUCAGUGAAGUGACUGCUGCCAGUAAUGCCGUGCGCCAAAUGCAGAACUUCCCAUUCUAUGAUAAGCCUAUGAAAUUUGUAAUCAUCAUACUGCUGCAGAGAAUACAAUAUGCCAAAGAAAAGUCUGAUUGCAUUGCUAAAGCAGAUGGUACCUACGUCAUGAGAGAAAAGAAGAAGAAGCAAGAAGAAAAAGCUGAAAGAAAGCGCCGUGCUGAAGACACACAAACGGCCAAUGGUUCCGCUGCUGAAGCUAAUGGGGGGCCAACGGCCUCUUAUCGACCUGGAACUGCCGGUUCACAAGAAACAGCGCCAAAUAAUAUAUUGUUUGUUCAGAAUUUGCCUGUUGAAACAACAAGCCAGAUGUUGCAGUUGCUCUUUGUGCAAUAUCCAGGAUUUAAGGAAGUGAGAAUGGUUGAAGCAAAGCCUGGUAUUGCUUUCGUAGAGUAUGAAGACGACGUCCAGGCUGGCAUGGCCAUGCAGCACCUUCAGGGCUUCAAAAUCACUGCUCAGAACCCCAUGGCCAUCAAUUUUGCUAAAAAGUAAGGGUGUUAGGCCCACUUCUAGAUUGAGUUUGUGUUUAUCUUCUCAGAACUCGCUACAGUUUGGAUUUUGGUGCAUACCGUGUGUAAUUAGUCAGGGGAUCUGCUUCCCAUUGAAGAAGGGAUAAAUUGUAGAAUGAGGAGAGUAGAAGGGAUCGUUUCAUGUCAGUCUUUUUUUUUUUUUUGAAGUCAGUAUCAAAUGAUGUCCUUUGUGUUGUAGAAAGGAGCUCCGUUGAGGAACUCAGUUGUUACCCUUUCGAAGAACUUAUGCAGAAAUGUUAAAAUGUAA
Syzygium oleosum is the source of this 1088-nucleotide messenger RNA. RefSeq names its product U2 small nuclear ribonucleoprotein B''-like. The coding region runs from base 87 to 803 and encodes 238 amino acids. Gene Ontology annotation, cellular component: U2 snRNP. Lineage: Eukaryota; Viridiplantae; Streptophyta; Magnoliopsida; Myrtales; Myrtaceae. The transcript is spliced from 5 exons. Gene Ontology annotation, biological process: mRNA splicing, via spliceosome. Gene Ontology annotation, molecular function: mRNA binding. The record is from RefSeq and is a predicted model, not a curated record.